Molecule: messenger RNA, 1284 nt
Organism: Caenorhabditis angaria
Lineage: Eukaryota; Metazoa; Nematoda; Chromadorea; Rhabditida; Rhabditidae
Source: the annotation of a GenBank genome assembly
AUGAGAUUGAGGUGAGUUUAGGGGAGAUUUCGCAACAUUUUUUGAUUUUUCUUCAAUUUUCGUUCAAAAUUUUGAAAAUCAAAUUUUCGCGCCAAAUUCUUGAUUUUGAUACUUUUGAAAUCGCAGAAGAAGAAUCCACGUGGCAUUUAGAGAUUAGCAAAAUCAACUGGAAAAUUUGGCAAAAAAGUAGAUCAAAAAUCCACGUGGCUUUUUGCUUCACAAAUCCACGUGGAAACUUCUAGAGUCCUAAAAUCCACGUGGCAAAUGAAUCUAGAUUUCGAAUUCGAAAAAUCAGAAAUUUCGAGAGCACUAACAAGAUCCACGUGGCAAAUGUAGAGCUCACAUUUUAGGGUUCAAAAAUCCACGUGGCAAAUCGAUUAGACCAAAUUUCGAGAGCAUUAAGAUCCACGUGGAAACUUCUAGAGUCCUAAAAUCCACGUGGCAAAUGAAUAUAGAUUUCGGAACCUAAAAAUCAGAAAUUUCGAGAGCACUAACAAGAUCCACGUGGCAAAUUCUAGACUUCCUGAAAAAACCCGAACAUUUUGCAGAUCCCCCACAAAAGCCCUAGUUACUGUGGCCCUUUUGGGUUCUCUAACAUUCGCCGACGAUUCUUCAACAUCCACUGAAUCCUCAUCAACACCAUCGGAACUCGAGCUCGCACCACAAAACGAUGACGUCAUCUCGCCGCCCAUAGUUUUGGCGAAGGAUAUGCGAUCGCGAGCCUCUCGACUCGGCGCCUUCCAAUCGAUGGGUGGCGGCUAUGGAAGUUAUGGUCGAGGAGGUGGAGGUGGAGGUCCAUUCGGUGGCUUCCAAGGUGGAUACGGUCAAGGUGGAUUCGGAGGCGGCGGAGAUGGUGGAUAUGGCGGAGGUGGAUACGGCGGGGGAGACGGCGGCUAUGGCGGAGGAUACGGAGGUGGAGGUGGUGGAUAUGGCGGGAACGGAGGCGAUGGAUAUGGCGGAUACGGAGGCGGUGGUUAUGGGGGAAUGGGCGGCGGACCAGGAGGCUACGGUAUGGGAGGAUAUGGCGGAGGAGGUGGAGAUGGUGGCUUCGGAGGCGGAGGUUAUGGCGGAAACAUGGGAGGAGGAUAUGGUGGAGGUGGAUACGGUGGAAUGGGCGGAGGUGGAGGAUACGGAGGAGGUGGUUAUGGAGGAGGAGGAGGAGAUGGUGGAUAUGGACCUGGAGGCGGUUACGGAGGUGGUGGAUAUGGACCAGGAGGAGGAUAUGGAAUGGGUGGAGGAGGUGGAGGAGGAUGUCCGAAUGGAGAAUGUCGGGGAAGGAAGUGA